CUUCUUGUCGCCUGAUAACGCUUGUUGGCUUUGUUACUCGAGUACUGUUUGUUUCAGCUUCGUUUGGCUCAGUCAGUACUUCUCUGGCGCAGCAAUGAAGCAGUUCACGUUCAAAGGCCUUAUGGCUCCCGUUUUUACGGCAUAUCAUGGAAGCAGUCAACAAGUAAACUGCGAAAUUGUCGAUCCUUACGCAAAGUUGCUCAAAUCGAAGGGGGUCGGCGCGGUGCUCAUAAAUGGCACAACUGGCGAAGGGAUGCUGCAAACCGUGCAGGAGCGAAAGCAGGUCGCCGAAGCUUGGAGUGCGGCCUGCAGCAAGCACGGACUCGUACUGAUGGUCCAAAUCGGCGGUGCUCCUUACCCGGAUGUGGUCGAGCUGGCCCGGCAUGCCGAAGGGCUCGCCGUUGACGGGGUGCUGUGCCUGCCGGAGCUGUACUUUAAGCCGAAAAGUCCGGAAAAGUUGACGGAAUACUUGAGGAACGUUGCGGCGCACUGUCCGGAGACGCCCUUUUUCUACUACCAUAUUCCGAUGUUUACGGAUGUGAAUGUUCACAUGCCAACCUUCCUGGACAUGGCGGAGAAAGUAAUCCCGAACUUUCGUGGCAUAAAAUACACCAGUGGUGAUUUGGACCAGGGCUCGGCGUGUCUCAAACCGGGAAGAAUUAUAUUUUUGGGUGCGGAUGCGAUUCUGUGUGGAGCUGUGGCGGCAGGAUUCGAUAGUUUCAUUAUGACAACGUUGAACAUUUGCCCCGAGUUGUCGGAUAAGAUUAUCGCCUGCAUGGCCAAAGGAGAUGUCGAGGGCGGUCGCAAAACGCAGCGCGAGCUGAAUGAUAAAAUUGCAAACAUUUUGAAGGAUGGUGACUGGGUUUCCGCGAUGAAAAAGGCCUUCAAUGAAAGCUGCAAUUUGAAUCUGGGCAAAACGCGUGCCCCACUUAACUUUCAGUAAUAUUACCUAUUUUGUUUAUUGGAGAUAUGAUUUUUUUGAUUAAUCAUUGGAUUUAGGAAUUAAAUUAAGGAAUUUAAUCUAAUCUAUCUAAAUUUUAAAAUGUAUGAGAUUUUUUUUCUUAAUAAAAUCAUAAAAUAAAUAAA
This is a messenger RNA of Culex pipiens pallens (northern house mosquito), 1086 nucleotides long. Its product is annotated as N-acetylneuraminate lyase-like. Bases 95 to 943 code for a protein of 282 amino acids. The record is from RefSeq and is a predicted model, not a curated record. NCBI's taxonomy places the organism in Eukaryota, Metazoa, Arthropoda, Insecta, Diptera, Culicidae. The transcript has 4 exons. Gene Ontology annotation, molecular function: 4-hydroxy-tetrahydrodipicolinate synthase activity; N-acetylneuraminate lyase activity. Gene Ontology annotation, biological process: N-acetylneuraminate catabolic process.